AUGGCGGUCCUGGCGCCUCUGAUUGCUCUGGUGUACUCAGUGCCGCGGCUGUCGCGAUGGCUGGCCCGGCCUUACUGCCUGCUGUCGGCCCUGCUCUCCGCUGCCUUCCUACUCGUGAGGAAACUGCCGCCUCUCUGCAACGGCCUCCCCACCCAGCGCGAAGACGGCAACCCGUGCGACUUUGACUGGCGCGAAGUGGAGAUCCUGAUGUUCCUCAGUGCCAUCGUGAUGAUGAAGAACCGCAGGUCCAUCACUGUGGAGCAGCACGUGGGCAACAUCUUCAUGUUCAGCAAGGUGGCCAACGCCAUCCUGUUUUUCCGCCUGGACAUCCGCAUGGGGCUGCUGUAUCUCACGCUGUGCAUAGUGUUCCUGAUGACCUGCAAGCCCCCGCUGUACAUGGGUCCCGAGUACAUCAAGUACUUCAGCGACAAGACCAUCGCUGAGGAGCUGGAGCGGGACAGGGGCGUCGCAUGGCUCGUGGAGUUCUUUGCUAAUUGGUCCAGUGACUGCCAGUCAUUUGCUCCCAUCUACGCCGACCUCUCCCUCAGGUACAACUGCUCAGGGCUGAACUUCGGGAAGGUGGACGUGGGGCGCUACACUGAUGUCAGCACGCGGUACAGAGUGAGCACGUCGCCCCUCACCAAGCAGCUCCCCACGCUCAUCUUGUUUCAAGGCGGCAGGGAGGUCAUGCGGCGGCCACAGAUUGAUAAAAAAGGGCGCGCCGUCUCCUGGACCUUCUCUGAGGAGAACGUGAUCCGCGAAUUCAACCUGAAUGAACUGUACCAGCGGGCCAAGAAGCUGUCCAAGGCUGCGGACAGCGUUCCCGAGGAGCAGCCAGUGGGCCCGGCAGCGGAAGACAAGAAAGUCAAAUAGGGUCCCCCGGGCCGUCCUGUCCCUGAGGGCCCUGCACCCUCCUAACAGACCCGAGCCGGCCGCCUCCUCGCCCAGUGGGCUGCGCAUGUAUGGGCAGGGGCACCUCGGACCCCGCCGGAGGGGGACGGUGGCCGGCCGCAUCAGCUGCUGUGCCCUUGGUGGAGCAGCCUGGGGUCUUCUCACUCCUCGCCAAGCUGCGCGGCAGAGGCAGUGUCGGGCCGGAGACCCCUCCAGACCCUGGCUCACAGUGGCUCUCCUGCCGGGAGCUGUUCGUGUGAAGUACACGUCUAAUAAUAUAGAGUAGAAGCGGUCCCCGCCCCUGGGCCUGGGAGGAGCCUGGGGCCGCGCCGAGAAGCCGGUGCUUAGUGAUGGAUGGGCGGCAGGGGGGACCCAUGUUCUGGAAUAAAAAGAUCUGCUCCCUUUUCAGUG
Messenger RNA from Octodon degus (degu), 1302 nucleotides. It is a transcript of the gene Tmx2, whose product is annotated as thioredoxin related transmembrane protein 2. Lineage: Eukaryota; Metazoa; Chordata; Mammalia; Rodentia; Octodontidae. Gene Ontology annotation, molecular function: disulfide oxidoreductase activity. The transcript is spliced from 8 exons. Gene Ontology annotation, biological process: brain development. The record is from RefSeq and is a predicted model, not a curated record. Gene Ontology annotation, cellular component: membrane-bounded organelle. Bases 1 to 873 code for a protein of 290 amino acids.